Prunus mume (Japanese apricot) is the source of this 1007-nucleotide messenger RNA. RefSeq names its product AWPM-19-like family protein. NCBI's taxonomy places the organism in Eukaryota, Viridiplantae, Streptophyta, Magnoliopsida, Rosales, Rosaceae. The record is from RefSeq and is a predicted model, not a curated record.
AUCGGUUGCCUCUUCUAUAUAGAGCCUCACUUGCAACCUCUUUGCUCUUAUCAAAGGCCUUCAACAAAAAACGAAGUGAUCAGCAGUAAGCUUGUGCUUGAAAGGAAGAGAGCUUGGUGUUGGUUUUGUUGCUUUUAUCUGUGAGAUUUUGUAAGGAGAUAUGGCUCAGACAGUGGGAAGGAACGUGGCAGCUCCAUUGCUGUUUCUCAACUUGAUCAUGUAUUUUAUUGUAGUUGGUUUUGCUAGUUGGUGUCUUAACAAGUUCAUCAAUGGCCAGACCAACCACCCUAGUUUUGGAGGAAAUGGAGCAACAAUGUUCUUUCUGAUAUUCGCCAUAUUGGCUGGGGUGAUGGGCAUAGCAUCAAAGUUGGCUGGAGCAAACCAUAUCAGAGCUUGGAGGAGUGACAGCCUAGCUGCAGCAGGAUCAUCAUCAGUUGUGGCAUGGGCUCUCACUGCACUAGCCUUUGGGUUGGCAUGCAAGCAAAUAAGCAUUGGAGGACACAGAGGAUGGAGGCUGAAGAUCUUGGAGGCUUUCAUAAUAAUCUUGGCAUUCACUCAGCUUUUGUACAUCCUGCUACUUCAUGCCGGAGUCUUCAGCAGCAAGUAUGGCCCGGGUUACCGCGACACUGACUACCCGGCUACUGGUGUGGAUCCAAUACACAAGGGCACAGCUGGAGCAGUCCCUGCCACUAGGGUGGUUUGAGGAUCUCAUAUAGCAGUAGUGACUUCCACAUUUAGAUGGGAAUUGACUCUCUUUUGUUUUCCUCUCCUUUUGUGGGAGUCAUAAUUUGAUAUGGGGUUCUAAGUUUUAGUUUGUGAGUUUUGUGGCUGUAGAUAGAUGUAAUCAGUGACCAAGUGGUGUGUUGUGCAUGUUUGUACCACAUAUGUGGGAACUAGCUUGUUUUCAGCAUUAUGUGUGCAUCAUGUGUAUAAUGUAUGGUUUUUAAUUAAAGCUUGGUUAACAUCCUCUUUGAUUUAAUUUAUAUUAGUUUGUCUUGAUAUUUUUA